AUGGUCGUCCCGCCGCACUACCAGCCGCCGCCUUCUUCUCAGCAUUUUUACAACUCUCCUGGGUGCUUGUACUAUCCGCCUCCGGGUGCAGCUGCAUGGUCGGCGCCGCCGGCGCCCGGAGGAAGUCCGCCAGAGCAUGCGUUGUACGAAAACUGGUGGUCGCCGGCAGCUCAGGGGCCGCCGCCCCCGACAGGAGACCCGGCUGGCGUGCAUACAGCCGGGACAUCGCCGGGGUCGUCGAACAAGCCGGGAAGCAGUUCUGAUGUGCCUCCUCGCCGUCCGGCGGGGGACCUCCCGCAUGUAGACACAAGUGGUGACAAACCUACACAUGAACCCAAGAUCGGAACAUCAACAUUGAAUAGCUCGCAGCUAGUACAAGAAGACCAAAAGGCUAGAGCUGCGAAAGCGGAGGAGCAGCGAAGACGUCUUGCAUGGAAGAAGGUGGAAGCUGGAGUGCGAAAGGGAACUUCGUUACCUCCCUUCCCACCUAACGAGGCUCCCUUUCACGCCUUUCCGCCAGCAAACCUAGUGGGCGGCGUGGUCGGGGACUAUCCACGACCUGCGGGGCCAGCACCGAGGAGAACCGAGAACACCGAGCCUCCUCUGAUACAACAUCCACCUGAAGAUGACUUGGCAGGACGAAAGAAGAGAGCUCGAGUUUUAUUACCGCUUCCAGGAGGAAAGGUUUUUGAUCCGGAUGCGAAGAAAGCAGCACACGACCAAGCUGCGAGCGAGGCUGUCUAACUGGAACAGAAGCACCAAGCGAACAACGAGGCAGCAGACCGACGCCUAUGAAAUGGAAUUACAGAGGGCGUGUGUCUUCUACGCCAAUUUUGGAACACUCUACUCGGCCGUCCAGCACAGUAUGCACUAGUAUUUUCGUCUCGUCUCGUGACGAAAUAACGAAAAUCAAAAUUAGAAAUACAACUUGCUUCUUCUAAGUACUUUUUUAUUCGUACGAGGUGUACAUGAGAAAGUUGUAGAGGAAGCAAGCGAGAAGGUAGUAUCGAUUUUCCGGGGCAGCUGCCAAGUAGACCAACGGAGUUGUAGUAGUCCUUCCCUUGUAUACUAGGACUCCUACAAGGGAUGGUCUACUUCUUUCCAUCCGCUCCUACAGUAGGAGCAGAUGGAAAGAUGACAAAGAAGUAGACCGCCUUAUUGAAUAUUCGAAGUGUUUCGAAAUUCAGAACUACCAGGAGGGACUGAAAUCUUUUAGGAAUUCCGUGCAGCACCAGGUGGUCCGAU
This is a messenger RNA of Amoebophrya sp. A120, 1245 nucleotides long. The record is from the annotation of a GenBank genome assembly. Lineage: Eukaryota; Dinophyceae; Syndiniales; Amoebophryaceae.